Anopheles coustani is the source of this 676-nucleotide messenger RNA. Its product is annotated as ubiquitin-like-conjugating enzyme ATG10. The transcript has 2 exons. NCBI's taxonomy places the organism in Eukaryota, Metazoa, Arthropoda, Insecta, Diptera, Culicidae. Bases 89 to 505 code for a protein of 138 amino acids. Gene Ontology annotation, molecular function: Atg12 transferase activity. The record is from RefSeq and is a predicted model, not a curated record. Gene Ontology annotation, biological process: protein modification by small protein conjugation; macroautophagy; protein lipidation. Gene Ontology annotation, cellular component: intracellular anatomical structure.
UACGGGUAAAAACUGGGAACUAAUUAGCUCCGAAGAUAAAGCAUUCCUUCGUUUGGUGAAAACGCAUGAGUUUAGAAACGUGUCUUCGAUGAAAUCGCCGGUGGUAAACAGUAAUUUUAUUGAUUUGCCCGUUGGCAACGAUCCUUCUAGUGCCGACGAUGGCUGCUUCGAACUUUGCUCCAUUGAAUAUCAUGUCGUAUUCAAUGAGAGUUACGGGGUACCAAUGCUUUUGUUCAAUAUCUACAGGGAAUAUCCAGGCAGGAUGAAUAUGGAAGAGGCAUGGGAUGCAUUGGAGCUAUCGAAAGAAGUGAGUUCGUCGAAAAAAUAUGAAACUUUGACUAUGGUCGAACAUCCUUUGCUGUUUCGUCCGUUCCUGUGCCUUCAUCCGUGUAAAACGAUUGAUAUACUGAGCAGCCUGCAAUCGGUCAAUCCUAUUAUAACGUUUUUGUCAACGUAUGGGCCGUUUGUGAAUUUAAACGUUUCAGAUUUGCCAACAUAUGAGUAAGAGUUUGAAAAAGUCUAAUUUUGUGGUUUUGAGCAAGGUAGAAGCGCAUAAUACGUUUGUUUGUUUAGCUAAGUCUAUUUUAGGCUCCGUGAAAAAGUAUCCGACUAUUUUAUGCUGCAGGAUUUUUACGAGUCUACCAGACUCGUAUAGUAUUGUUUAUUAAAAUUGUAC